AUGAGUUCCCCGGACGCAUCUUCUAUUCUAUCCGGCUCCCUGACGAUCUCACCGAUCCCAAUUCGCCCGGGAGAGCAUUCCUCUGUGCGACAUCACCUUAGCGGCAGCGAUAUUAGUGAUGUGCCUCCACGCCCACGCCUGUCUCCUACUCUCACUCGUUCCUUCAACCCUAACGAUCCUGAGGUCCGUGAACGGCAGCGCACGAUGGAUGCUGACAUGGCGAUGCAACUUUCGCGAGCCCGUAGCAGCACCAUCCCUGUCUCACCGACUACCUCUCCGAUAACCAUGCCUGCACGUAGAUCGACAGCCGAGGAUCAUGUACAGUUCCCAGAUCUAUCGCUGCAGGAGGCGCAGGAUAUGAAUGACGCUCUAGAAGGUGGGCGCAUGAAUGGUGACCUGGAGACAACAGAGGACUUGCGUUCUGGUCCUUCCCUUGAUGCUCACCUGAAUCACCUCAGUGCCGGCCAUGAUCCAUCACUGCUGGUUUCUAUCGACAACGUUGAAGGAGAGGAUAAUUCCAUGGGGGCUCUCCCGAUGUACAUGGGUGCUCUUCCGAUGUACCAGGCCACUGUGGAUCGUCCACAGUAUGACUUCUCACUUCUCGAAUCUUUUGCCCGCGAGGAGAAGGCACAACUCGGUAUCCAGACACCCUCGGGUGUGCUCACCAAUCCAUUUGAUUUUAGGCCGCGCCCAUCUCCUUCCAUUCAGCUUCCUGCAGAAGGGGACGCCAGCGGGAGUUCAGUACACGUCAACGACAUCACCGUCCCGCGAGCGCGACACAGAAAAUUGAGCCAGAGCAAUGCACCUCGGCGAGGGAAGAUGGCACUAUUCGAACAGCUCGGCGCCCCCCCACCGACACUUGGUCUCCGCGCUCCUCACCUGGCAGGCGUAGGAACGAUUCUCAGCGCUGUCCCGUCAUACGAGAAUCUUACUGGAUUCGGUGGAACCGGCUCAUCCGGCCCUCCUGGUAUCGGGAUCGGCGGUGGUACGCCGUCCGGACACGACAGACCGUACAGAUUCUCGUUCUACUCGAACGUGCUUUCGGCGACCAUUCAUGCACGGAGCUUGAGCGAGUUACCUGCAGAGGGUCAGUCAUUCGAGGAUCUCUUUCUCGGUAGGGCUGGAAGGGUGCCUGUAAGGACAUCUACACCGCCUAAUGUAGCCCGUCCCCCGAAUGUCAGAGCAGGCCCCACAGCUGAUGGUCCCCGACCAGGAGCCGUAUCCCCGAUGCCCAUUGCAGGAACGAACGGCAAAGGUGGUGGGGGUGAGCGGCGGAACGGGACUGAAGUUGGCUCGGACAGCUACACUUGGUGGCUGGACGUCCUUUCGCCAACGGACGAGGAGAUGAGGAUGCUCAGCAAGGUCUUCAGUAUCCAUCCAUUGACGACAGAAGAUAUUCAGAUGGAGGAAACUCGGGAGAAAAUAGAACUAUUCCGGCACUACUACCUCGUUUGUUUCCGCGGAUUUGACCAGGAUCCGUACAGCCCAACACACCUAGAGCCGCUUAACAUGUACAUCAUUGUUUUCCGAGAUGGAAUAAUUUCAUUCCAUUUCCGAUCGACGCCUCACCCACAGAACGUACGCCGCCGUAUCAAACAGCUGAAAGAUUACAUUAGUGUCACCUCGGACUGGAUAUCAUAUGCGCUCAUUGACGAUAUCACGGAUGCGUUUGGACCGCUCAUUCAGAGUAUAGAAUAUGAGGUCGAUAGUAUCGACGAACUGGUCUUGAUUCUCAAAGAGGCAGAACAAAGCGAUAUGCUUCGCAGGAUUGGUACAUGCCGCAAGAAAGUGAUGGGUCUUCUCAGGUUGAUGGGCAACAAGGCGGAUGUCGUGAAGGGACUUGCGAAGCGCUGCAAUGAGAAUUGGCGUGUUGCUCCUACCUCAGAUAUCGGUCUCUAUCUGUCCGAUAUUCAAGAUCAUUUGAUUACGAUGACACAGAACCUCAACCAUUACGAGAAGAUUCUAUCGCGUUCACACUCAAAUUACCUCGCGCAAAUUUCAAUCGAGAUGACUGAGGCGAACAACCAAAUCAAUGAUGUCCUCUCGAAACUCACCGCGCUUGGAACAGUGCUGAUUCCCAUGAACCUUGUGACCGGUUUAUGGGGCAUGAACGUGCACGUACCGGGGCAGGAUAUUCAGGAUAACUUAAACUGGUUCUUUGGUAUCAUUGGAGUACUGGCCGUUUUUGCAGUGAUUGCAGGAUAUUCGACCUACAAGCUCAUGGUGCAUCGUUGA
This is a messenger RNA of Sparassis crispa, 2235 nucleotides long. RefSeq lists its product as hypothetical. The transcript has 6 exons. The coding region runs from base 1 to 2235 and encodes 744 amino acids. Gene Ontology annotation, molecular function: magnesium ion transmembrane transporter activity. The record is from RefSeq and is a predicted model, not a curated record. Gene Ontology annotation, cellular component: plasma membrane. Lineage: Eukaryota; Fungi; Basidiomycota; Agaricomycetes; Polyporales; Sparassidaceae. Gene Ontology annotation, biological process: intracellular magnesium ion homeostasis; magnesium ion transmembrane transport.